GCAGAGAGAGGCACUUUGCACCACAGACAGAUAGCAAGAAGGAAAAGCCAGAGGCAGUGAGGGAAAAGAGGAGUCAGUCGCUCUUGGAGAAGGGAGAGGGAGACUGGGAGAAGCCGCACAGAAAGUGUAAAACGGAGUAAAGAAAGAAAGAGAGAGAAAAAAAACUACCCUUAAAGCACAUUUAAAAAUCUCAGGCAAUCCAAGAAAGAAACAGGCUACGUUUUAAAGAACAUAGAAACAAUGAAAAGCUAAAGAAAAAAAUUUGCAAUCUCUGCCACAGUCUCAUAGGUGCUUGGAAGUGAAAGUAGAUUUGCCUGUCUUUAACGGACUCUGACAGGGGUAACUGGAUUAGGGACGGGUACGCCAGCUUUUUUUUUUUUUUUUUUUAAACAUCUUAAAUCCCGAAAAAAAAAAAAAAAAGCAGCAGCUCCGAAUUGAAUGAAUUGAUGGGCACACUCCAACUGCUGGGCUGGAGAGACUGGACUUGGUCUUGCCAUUUCUGCUGCUUUGAAAAAGGAGACAACUUGGGCUUCCUUUUAAUUUAGUUUUUCCCCUUCUCCCCCCACCCCCCAACCUCCCCCACCCCUUCUAUCACCACCACCCCCUUUUAAAUAAGAGGGUGAAGGGGAACCAGAGCGCACAAGGGAACUGACUCAGGAGGCAGAGAAGAUGGGCAUCCUCAGCGUAGACUUGCUGAUCACGCUGCAAAUUCUGCCAGUUUUUUUCUCCAACUGCCUCUUCCUGGCGCUCUAUGACUCGGUCAUUCUGCUCAAGCACGUGGUGCUGCUGUUGAGCCGCUCCAAGUCCACUCGGGGAGAGUGGCGGCGCAUGCUGACCUCAGAGGGACUGCGCUGCGUCUGGAAGAGCUUCCUCCUGGAUGCCUACAAACAGGUGAAAUUGGGUGAGGAUGCUCCCAAUUCCAGUGUGGUGCAUGUCUCCAAUCCCGAAAAAGGUGACAAUAGUGGAAACGGUACCCCAGAGAAUGCAGCUGCUGGAGCUGAGUGCCACCUUCUGGACUUUGCCAGCCCUGACCGCCCACUGGUGGUCAACUUUGGCUCAGCCACCUGACCUCCUUUCACUAGCCAGCUGCCAGCCUUCCGCAAACUGGUGGAAGAGUUCUCAGCGGUGGCUGACUUCCUGCUGGUCUACAUCGACGAGGCCCACCCUUCGGAUGGCUGGGCAGCGCCUGGGGACUCCUCUUUGUCUUUUGAGGUGAAGAAGCAUCGAAACCAGGAAGACCGAUGCGCGGCAGCCCACCAGCUUCUGGAGCGUUUCUCCUUGCCGCCUCAGUGCCGAGUUGUGGCUGACCGCAUGGACAACAAUGCCAACGUAGCUUAUGGGGUGGCUUUUGAACGUGUGUGCAUUGUGCAGAGACAGAAAAUUGCUUAUCUGGGAGGAAAGGGACCCUUCUUCUACAACCUUCAAGAAGUCCGGCAUUGGCUGGAGAAGAAUUUCAGCAAGAUGAAAUCUAGAUUAGCUGGUUGAAGGUAUGAUUGUAAUAGAGCUUAUUGUAUUUAAAACAAAUUUAUGUAAAGAAGAGGAAAUUAAGAACUGAAUGCAUGUUUCAACCGAGUCCCAUUGCUUUACUGAAAGACAGGAGUUUAACUGUCAGAAGAACAUAGAUGUCUAACAUCUCCAUACUUCUUUCACCACUCAAAUGGCAUGGGGCUAAAUAGUAGCCCUGUCACUUCUCUUCUUAGUGAAAAGAUCCCAAGAUGGAGAGGAAGCAACCCUGACUGCAUGUGUUCAUUCUGCUUUGAGAAAGAAGUUAUACAGCUGAUGCAUGCUCUGGGACCAGAAGAAGACUUACCUGAAUAAUUACUAUGUUAGGGAAUCUACUGUUUAUAUUCAGAUAAAGGGUAGUGCCUUGGCUUUAUUCAGCAUGGAUAGAGCCCAGCUGGAAAAUUCCCAAAUAUUUACUUAUAAUGAGUCCUUGCACCCAGGCCACAUGGUUAAGACCUUCCUAUUUAAUUCAUUCUGUUUCUAGCCAUCUAGUGCUCUAUGUGUCUACAUAGCCCAGAAUUCAUAGGUAUAUUUGUAGAUACACAUAAUCAUGAAUGACCCUUAACCUGGAGAGUGAGAAUCAUCAUCUGAAAUCUGAGGGUUACUUUCUAGGCAGGCAGAGAAAGCACUGGAAAAUAAAACAAUAUGAAAUUGACAAGCUAGGAAAGAGGAAUCUGAAAGAUUAGGAAAUGUCAUAGAGGUUCACCUUGAAGCUAUAGAGAGCGUGAUUAACUUUGUAGCCACAGAAACAGAGAAACAUAUACAGGCCAGAAAAAGAAAAAGCCCAGCUAAAAGUAGCGUAGAGAAUACACAUGUAAAGACAAUGCAUUCAUCGUACUCUACGAGAUUGAGGGAGAAAAGGUGACUGAAAAAAUGCACUUAAAUAUUAAUAUGUGUGAAGAGAGUUUUUUCGUGGAAAUAAUUGCUUUUUGAAACACAAACGUGGUAUGUAUAUUUUUAGUGGGUUAAUUAUACCACAUGAUGCCUAUUAAAGGAAAAACCAGUGGGUGCAGUGGUGCUAGUCUGUUCCUCUCUACUGUUACAAUUAUCACGUGUCCCUACUCAUUCCUAAUCUCAUUCUCUACAGCAGUGUUCUGUCUAAAUGCUGAGCUAAAGAGUAAAGAUGUGCGUGUGCUUGAAACACACACACUCAGUUCCUGUGGGAGGUAGGUGCCCUGGCCAUUCAGGUGACCAUUCAGCUACACCCUUGUUUUCCUGCCAGAGUAGGCAAACU
Molecule: messenger RNA, 2737 nt
Organism: Nycticebus coucang (slow loris)
Lineage: Eukaryota; Metazoa; Chordata; Mammalia; Primates; Lorisidae
Gene: DIO2
Product: iodothyronine deiodinase 2
Molecular function (GO): thyroxine 5'-deiodinase activity
Source: RefSeq, a predicted model, not a curated record